Molecule: messenger RNA, 2912 nt
Organism: Tigriopus californicus
Lineage: Eukaryota; Metazoa; Arthropoda; Copepoda; Harpacticoida; Harpacticidae
Gene: Sec3
Product: exocyst complex component 1-like
Exons: 1
Coding region: 109-2733 (874 amino acids)
Biological process (GO): Golgi to plasma membrane transport; exocytosis
Cellular component (GO): exocyst; plasma membrane
Molecular function (GO): phosphatidylinositol-4,5-bisphosphate binding
Source: RefSeq, a predicted model, not a curated record
CAACAGGCCCAGCCAGGCAGCCAGCCUCUGUAUCAGCCACUGCAAAUCAUCAGUGAGUCAGCCCGUGUCCAAGUUAGCGACGCUAACACCCACCCGUGACACCCGUGAAUGAUGGCCGGGAUUCAACUGCGGCUGCAGCGAGAGGUGUUCGCUCCCCAUGGUGACCAAUUACUGUCCAUGGUCCAAUGUUCCAGCGAGAAGAAGGGCAAACGCCGGGAUAUCUUCAUUUGUCUACUGAACGAAACGCAGCAAGCCUCUCAAUUUCGGAUUAGUAUCACGGAGCUCAAGGCCCAUCCGGAGCGACCCACGGAUUUGCCCAAGAAGAAGCGCUCCUGGUCCAUCAAGGACUUGGUGGGGAUCGAUGCCAAGCACCAGGGGAGUGUGGACCAGUCCGAGAAGGGCGACUCCGAAGGGGCCCACAACCAUUUUGAACUGGAAUUCGAGAAGCCGUAUUCUUGGGUGGCCAUCAAUGGCGAUGAGCUGAAGAAAUUCUUGUCCACCUUGAUCAAUUCUUGCUUCCGUCAUGCGGCCAUCUAUCCUCAUUUACGAUUGGCCAAUUUGCCCCCGGAUUUGGCACAUUUAUCCAAUGUGGGAGUGGAUGGCUUGGCCCUGGAGGGCACGCCUCGAUCGAGCUCGCGGGAGGCUUGGCCCAUUCGGGAUCGGGAUGAGGAGGAUGGCUCCGAGUAUCAGGCCAUUUCGGAUAAGGAAGCCACCGAUUUGAUGGCCUUGAUGGCCAAGUGCGAGCAUGCCGUGACCAAUGCUGACAUCUUUGUCGAGGAUCUGACCUUGCAAUUGAGCGCCUUGGACGAUUCGAACAUCUCAUCCAUUCUGCAGAGUGAAGAGAAAGUGAAAAGCUUGAUGACCAUGCUGGAGAAGGCUCUCAAUCAUACGGACUCGAUCGAAUCGCGCCUCAAUCAGUACGACGAAUACUUGGAGCACAUCCGGGAUUCCAUGGACAAGAUGGAAGGCAAGACCGUGUCGAUUGAGACGGUCAAUGCCAAUAACAAAAAGCUCCUUCAGAGUGUGGAGAGUAUUGUAAAGCAAUUGGAUCUACCCUAUCGCUAUCAACACGUUCUCCGGGAAGCCGAAUUCAACCAAAGUAGCAAGCUCCGAGAAUCCAUUCAAGCGGCCAAGGCCUUGAAGAAAGUGCUUUUGGCCGACAUUGAUCCCAAAUUGAAAAAGAUGAAGGCCGUCGAGGAUCAGAUCAAGAACUGCUCCAAAAUUCGGGACAAGUUCUCCAAAGCGGUACAAACUCACUUGACCAAUUUGUUCGUUCAUUAUGGCAAUGACAAGGAGAAUUUGGAUUCCGGCCACGGCCAAUUGAAACUGGCUCGGCGUAAGCAUAUUCAUAAAGAGCUCAUGAAAUACUCCGAACUGGUCCACUGGAUGAAGGACAUGGAUCCCAAAGGAUUCACGGACCUUCAAUCCAGUUACCGACAAAACCUCUGCAAGCUCUACGACAAAGAUAUCAAAAAGUUCUUUGACUUGGCCAGUUACCGUAUCAGUGGGGGCAAGCAACCGUCCAUUGUGGCCGGAUCCAGCACGGAUCUGUCGGGUAAGAAGUCCGGGAAGCCCAGUGGGAGUCUCAUUGGCACGGAUGCCGAUUCCAUCCACUCGGACAUGUCCUUGUCGGAGCGUGAGCGUUUCGACGACGUCAUGGAAACGGCCCUCAUUGAGGUGGAGGAUAUUUGCAUGGACGAGCAGUACUUCAGUAUCAAUUUCUUCCGCAUGGAGCAGAUUGACAAGGCGAAUCCGGAUCCCAAGAAGGACAAAAAAGUGAUGGCCGAGGCCAGGGAAAUGAUGGCUGAGAUCUUCCCAUCCUUGGAGAGUGAAAUGCUCCAAUUCAUCGCCUUCUAUGAGAAGGGAGAUAAUUUCUUCACUCUUCACGCCCUUGUUCGAUUGGGCAAGCACGUGUUAUCCACUCAAGACACGGGCUCGUUUUUGGCCAUCUCCCUUGGGUCAGUCCUGGUUCAAAUAAAGCGUAACUUUGACAACUUCAUGAAACUCCAAUUGGCUUCCAUCAAGGAAGCUCGCGUUCCAAGACGGCAGAAAUGUGCCAUUCUGUCGUUCGUCAUCAAUUUCGAGGGCUUCGUCAAUACCACUGAGGGAAUCUUCAAAGGAUCGGAACGCCGAUCCGACUUGGAGAAGUGGUAUAUCAUCUUAGUCCAAGAGAUGUGCUUCGUCAUUGCCCGGAUUUCCCGCGAUCACGCCAAGACGCCGGCUGAAGUGAUCAAGAUGGAAAACUAUCACCACCUCCAUGCGCUCUUGUCCCAAAUGAAGAUCGCUGCUCUGGAUUCCUUGAAGAAGGAGAUUAAGCAGAAAUACGUGGACGCUCAGGGGGCGUACGUGACGCAGUAUUUCGGAAGACCCUUGGAAAAGUUGAAUGUCUUCUUCGAAGGAAUUCAGCAGCGGGUGGCUGCUGGAGUGAAGGAAUCCGAAAUCAGCUACCAAUUGGCAUUCAGCAAACAGGAAUUGCGGAAAGUGAUAUCGGCUUAUCCAGGCAAGGAAGUGAAAAAGGGCUUGGACAGUCUGUACAAGAAGGUGGAACGGCAUUUGUGCGAAGAAGAAGGUCUGGUUCAAGUCGUUUGGCGAGCCAUGCAAGAGGAGUUCAUCCGGCAAUACAAACACGUGGAAGAUAUGAUUCAAAGAUGUUAUCCCGGUGCUCAAAUCACCCUGGAUUUUACCAUUAAUGAGGUCCUGGAAUAUUUCUCCGACAUUGCCCGCUCUCAUUGAAUAAUGAUUAUUUCUUUUUCCCAAAUAUUUUUUGUACAUGAAUGAGUUAUGAUUUAAGAAUGUAUUUAUAGAACGCUGUUGACGUUGUUAGAUCAAACACUGAAGUGGGAGAUAUUAUUUAUUUUUGCUUAUAAAAUCGAAAUACACUACACAUCAUGGACGAUGAGCUUUCAGGAUAA